AUGGCUCUGAAAACCAUCUUAAACGUCUCCUACGUAGAGCCGUUGAUCGGUCUCUACCCUAAACAGUCGUUAUUACAGCCUAUGUGGGAUGUCAUUCUUAGAUUUGUCAGCAGCGAUGUUUUACAGUCUCCUCUUCUUCCUAUCAUCUUCUCGGUAUCUUUUUACUUCAUCUGCUGCUUUCCAUUUAUGAUUGUCGACAUCUAUGGCAAAAAAUGGUACUGGAUUCAGAAGUACAAAAUCCAGCCAACGAAAGAAGUAACCUGGUCACAAGUCUAUGACACUUUGUACGUGACAAUGUGGAACCAUCUGUUUUUGAUAUUGCCAAUGACUAUCGUCCAAGCUUUCGUCACACCACUAACUGUAAUACCAGAAAAUGCGCCGGGCAUGUGGGAAUUCUGCUGGCAGAUUACACUUUUUAUGCUUAUUUUUGACCUCGAAUAUUACGUAUGGCAUUAUGUUCAUCACAGAAACCGUUUUCUGUACAAUCAUUUUCACGCGCUUCACCAUCGUUACUACUCGCCGUUUUCCUGGGUGACCCAGUACCUACAUCCAUGGGAACUUCUUAGCGUCGGUGUGUUCGUUACUACCACACCUUGGGUCAUCGCCGACUGCCACCCUCUAACAGCCUGGGGGUUCAUGGUCACUAAUAUCAUAGUUAGUAUUGAAGCUCACAUCGGAUUUGACUUCCCAUGGUCUCUGCAUCAUUGGUGUCCGUUCGGUCUGUGGGGAGGCGCUCCUAAACACGAUAUGCAUCACCAAAGACCACAGAGCAACUAUCAGCCGUUCUUCACCCACUUCGACCGUCUGUUCGGCACCAGCACUUCAUUCCGGUAUGCUGGCGGCGUGAUCGAAAACAAGAAGAAAAUAAUCUAG
Molecule: messenger RNA, 873 nt
Organism: Saccoglossus kowalevskii
Lineage: Eukaryota; Metazoa; Hemichordata; Enteropneusta; Harrimaniidae
Product: cholesterol 25-hydroxylase-like protein 1, member 2
Biological process (GO): lipid biosynthetic process
Molecular function (GO): oxidoreductase activity; iron ion binding
Source: RefSeq, a predicted model, not a curated record